GUCCGGAACGUUCAGGAAUAAAACUAAAAGCUGUCAAACGGGUCUCUACCUUUUCUGAGGUGAGGAAUGGAGUGCUCCAGGAACUCUAUCCUCUUCACAGAAAACGUUCUAACUUCUGCUAGGAUGUCUGUAAAACAAUAUUAAUUUAAAGAAACAUGGCGUCGCCGGUGAAAUUAAACGGAACCGAACUUUUGGAAGUUGACAUAUGCGACGUUGUAUGUUCCGAGGACGAAAGCGGCGUUUUCGUCAAUUGUGUAUCCGCCUUUCAGGAGGACUUCUCCGGCUUCCAGCGGUGGACAAACUCCACCGAGUCAACUUAUGACACAUCAUCGCCUCCGGGACAACAGGUCCCCUCCACCGGGGAGCACGGAGCUCCACCUGCCGCUGUUAGGACUAGCGCGGCAGGGGACAGUGACUCUGAGACCACGGGAGAUGGAGUCAAAUUCAUCAGGUCUAGGUCCAUAGUGGACUGUCUUUUGGUGGAGCUUUAUGAGACGUACAACGGUGGUAGCAGGAGGAAUUUGGACAGCUGGGAUAGCUCCACAGAGGCGUCCGGAUCUGAUGCUUUCCUCGGCCGCAGUAACUCCGGGUCCAGCUUCCUCCAGGAGCUCCAGGAGAAGCACACAAGGAGGCAUCAGAUGAACUACCUGGCACAGAAAGCCGCGGAGGAGCUGCUUUCAAUCAUCCAGGAGGUGAAAUAUCGUACGGGACUGCAGUCGGCCAAACUGCUCCGCCAGCUGAGGAGACGGGACCGACUGAACCACAAAGUGCAGAAAAACUACGACAUUAUCACCGCCUGCCUUCAGGCUGUCUCACAGAAACGACGAGUUGACACAAGGCUGAAGUUUACAAUUGAACCAUUGCUGGGAACGAAUGGAUUCCAGCAGUGGUACGACGCACUUAAAUCUGUGGCCAGGCUCCCUACAGGGAUACCAAAGGAAUGGAGAAAGAGGGUGUGGCUAACGCUAGCAGAACAGUACCUGCACACUAUCUCUAUAGACUGGGAUAAGACGCUUCGUUUCGCCUUCAACGAGCGCAGCAACCCUGACGAUGACUCGCUCGGCAUCCAAAUUGUCAAGGACCUGCACAGGACGGGCUGCAGUUCGUACUGCGGGCAGGAGGGGGAGCAGGACCGGGUGGUGCUGAAGAGGGUGCUGCUGGCCUACGCCCGCUGGAACAAAAGUGUGGGCUACUGCCAGGGAUUCAACGUACUGGCUGCGCUCAUACUGGAAGUUACAGAGGGCCACGAGAGCGAUGCACUGAAGGUGAUGAUCUAUCUGAUUGACAAAGUGCUGCCUGAGAGUUAUUUUGCCAACAACCUGCGAGCAUUGUCAGUGGACAUGGCGGUGUUCAGAGACCUGCUCCGCCUGAAGCUGCCCCGACUGUCACAGCAUCUCCACCAGCUUCAGAAAGCUGCCAACAAAGAGGCCGGAGGCAGCUACGAGCCUCCGCUGACCAACGUGUUCACGAUGCAGUGGUUCCUCACGAUGUUCGCCACCUGCCUGCCGGCGCCCACCGUGCUGAAGAUCUGGGACUCGGUGUUCUUCGAAGGCUCCGAGGUUCUGUUUCGAGUCGCACUCGCCAUCUGGGAGAGACUGGGAGAGAGGAUCGAGUACUGUCACUCAGCAGAUGAGUUUUACAGCACCAUGGGAUGUCUCACUCAGGAGAUGCUGGACCGCAACCUCAUCGAUCCUCCUGAACUCAUGCAGGAGGUUUACGCCAUGGCUGUGUUUCCAUUCCCUCAACUGGCUGAGCUGAGAGAGAAAUACACGUACAACAUCACUCCGUUCCCCACUUCAGUCAAAUCCAGUGGAAGUGGAGGUUUGGGCGGCUGGGAGAGUGAUGAUGAUGCCGAAAUGGACGAUGAAGACUCUGUGGUGACGGCGCUCGGCUGCCUCGGGCCCCUGGGUGGCCUGCUGGCCCCCGAGCUGCACAGAUAUCAGAGACACCUCAAAGACCAUCGAGGGGAGCAGGGGAACAUCGCAGAGCUGAGCCCAGGAGCGGUGGGCGCUGCCGGGGGAGCAGCAGGGGGAGGAGGAGGAGCCAGGGCGGAGCAUCAAGCAGCAAUCAACAGCAUGAUGAUGGAGAGGAUGAGCACCGACAUCUGCGCCCUGAAGAAGCAAUACACACGCAUCAAAAGGAGGCAGCAGCAACAGGCUAUGCAACUCUACAUACGCACAGAAAAGUGCCCAGCCACCCGUGUACUGCCCUCCCAACUCAACCCUUCGAGCACCGUCAUCAAUCACCUCCUUUUGGGUCGGAAACCGCGCAGAGACCCCCGGGGCUCUAGACCCACCUCACCUAGCACCUCCACCCUACCGGUGUCUGGACCCUCUUCCCUGUCCCAGAGUCAGGGCUCCCCGACCAUGCAGCGCUGUGCCUCGAUGCUCUCCAACAGUACAGGAUCUCCAGGGAGCUGUGGAGGAGGCUCGGGGUCUCCCUGGCGCGCUCAUGUCCGGGUCCAUCGAAGGAAUAUAGCCAUGGCUCGAGAACAGCUGGGCUUCGGAGAUUCAGAGGAAAGGGAAAAUGAAGAGAGUGAAGAGGAGAGGAAGAUGGAGGAAAAUGAGGGAGUUGAUGAUGAGCUGAAAGAGGGGAGCGACUCCUUGGUGUCUCCUGAUCCCUCUGGUUCAGUGUGUGAGGAGGCUCCACAGGUGGCAGAUGAGACAGAAGUUGCAGAGGUGGUGGUGCAGCUGGACUUCCUGGAUCUAGAGGACGAACCAAAUCUGACCUCCCCCGACGACGCAGAUUCACAACCCACAUCACCAGAGUCUGAACCUGCACCACAAGUUCCUCUUCUCCCUCCUCCACCAUCCUUAAAAAGACACCAGGAGUCCGACUCGUCAGGUUCAGAAAGAAGCUCUGACAGACACUUUACUUUACCUCCACCUCACCACUCCUUCAACUCCUCACCCUCCACCCUGAGUCCGUCCCCCUCUCCGGUCCCCACAUUGGCCUCUCUUGCCCCGUCUAGCUCAUCCUCUCCUACGCCACCUUCCACCCCAGUGCCAAGCUCCACAUCCUGCCUCCGAUCUUCCCUUGCAGCUAACGACUUCUCUUCCACCUUUUACAAAACUUCCUCCCCCUCCACUCCCUCACUUUCCUCCAUCUCUUCAUCAUCAAGAUCUCAUUUAUCCUCCUCCCCGUCAACCCCAGCGUUAUCCUCCACCCCUAAACAGCAGGUCUAUUCCCCAUUCCCAAGCGUGAAGCAGCCAAGAAAAUCAGCAGCUGCCAGAAACCUCGGCCUCUACGGACCUACAUCCAGAACACCAACAGUACACUUCCCCCAGCUCAGCCUCAACCGCAGCAGUGCUGCUGGCACCACAGGGGCCCGAUGAAGACCUCCGCACUCCUGAACUGAUGCCACAAACACAGUCAUUAAGUAAUAUGAACAAUCAUUAUUUAACUACACCGUGUUGCCUCCUGCAUAUGAGUUCACCCAUAUCUUAGCUGAAGAUAGAACGUUAUAGACAUGUAGAGUUCAAAUGUGCCCAGAAUUGCUUGAUUAUUGCUGUUGAAAUGUGAAGAUUAUAUUUCCCCUGAUAAAGGGGUUAUCCUGAAACAACAAGCCAUUGCAGAUAAAUGUUAAAGAAGUAAUUGACUUUGUCUCUUCAAAAGUGGUUUGUACUCCUAUAGAAAAGGAUUCUCCCUGGACUGGAACACAAAGAAUGUGAGAAAUGCUACCUUCUACACUCUUAUUGACAUGUGGCAUCAUGAUGAAGAACACUCUUUUCUUAUCUGAAAACACAAUAGCCAUACAGUUGUUCUAUGCCAAGUAUUUCAAGAGAUACCUAAAAAUGGCUGUUAAUGAAGAAUCAAGGUUCUUUAUUUGUCAAACGAAUAAUGAAUAUGUAAUGUUUGUGUGCCCAAAAAAAACACUUCCAGUCUUAAAAUGUUUGUUUUUCUUAAGCACUAAACAUUGUUUCUUUCUUCACUCGGUCUGUAACUUGGUUGUUUACCAUAAAGCAUGUAAUAUAUCUCUGUCAAUAACGAAAUAAAAUAAUGAAGUGUGAAUUAAUGAAUGUUA
Trematomus bernacchii (emerald rockcod) is the source of this 4024-nucleotide messenger RNA. RefSeq names its product TBC1 domain family, member 30 (gene tbc1d30). Bases 156 to 3335 code for a protein of 1059 amino acids. Gene Ontology annotation, cellular component: endoplasmic reticulum. The transcript has 14 exons. The record is from RefSeq and is a predicted model, not a curated record. NCBI's taxonomy places the organism in Eukaryota, Metazoa, Chordata, Actinopteri, Perciformes, Nototheniidae.